AUGGCUGAAAGAGACAUACCGCUACCAACAUCCGAGAAAACUAGCAAUGAUUCCGACGCCAACCCUACCAGGCGGCACAGUAUCAGAGGGUUCAGGCAUGGGAACAGACACCACCAGAAGGUCAAGUUCUCCAACGUAGCUGAUGAUGCGGGAGAGUCCAUUGUCGAGGCGAGCACGCACGGAGACGUUCCAAAAAUCCGCUUGUCUGAUUCUGAAGACGUUGCCGACCACGGUCUUCCGGCUUCGGAUUGGGCUGGAAUUACACAUGCUGCAGCCGCUCAAGCCCAGGACCGUGCCAGCCGCCUAGCUGAUCGAUUAAACCCUUCUCGGGCACAAUCAAAGUCACAUCAAGGAUUGCUUAUUUCUCAGAGCUCGACUCCUCAAGCGUCGACAUCGCCUAGCUCAUCUCCCCCAACAAAGCCGUUGAUUGAUUGGCUCGUUAAUGACGACGACAUCCCCCUAGAGCCACUCGAAAAGGACAAGCGUCCAUAUACGUUGCACGAUGAGACGAGUGAUGAUGAUACCGACAGCAACCCCAAGGCUCUGCACCGUGAUAAUGAGAAUGUCGAAGAAGCAAGGAGACUGAUUAGAACAUUGACCAGCGCUCAGAACGCGACGGCAUGGCAGGAGGAGCCACGGUCAGGAGCAGAGACUCCCGCGGUGGACAAACGCCUUCACGACUUGGAGUACGUCCCCCCUCCAAAUCAGUAUCGUCCCAGUGUCUUUGGCGCCCUCCUUGCCUCAAAACUAGCACAUUUACAACGAAAUGGAAUUACCCAUCCCACAUACCACGAAGACCUUACCUCACACACGCCAAACAAGUACUCUCCAAAAGGCUUCUAUUCCAAAGGCCAUUCUCGCGCAGGUUCCGAGAGCCGUGAUCAUUCGACUCCAUCAUCUGGAUGGGCUACGCCCUCUAAGAGACCGAAGUGGUAUGACAAAGACAGUAAUGAGCGCCAGUCAACCGGGUCUCUGGCAACGUUGUUGGCUCAAGUAUCCGUGACCUCAGCAGCUGCUGCCGCACCUCAAACCAGCAAUUACGUACCUCGCCCACCGCUUCAUCAUGCAAAGUCCUCAAACGGCAUGAUUGCGACGGCGGUUGACAUGAUAAAGCACCCUGGCAACUAUUUUCAUCACAAAUCUACGCAGUCAUUGCUGAUAGAUGAGGAGCGAGUCAUCCUGGAUGUCGCCGAAAUCAUCGCAUGUCGAAAGUAUCUAAAAAAGCUAGCUCGAUGCCUGAUGGCAGUCGGAGCACCAACUCACCGUCUCGAAGAAUAUAUGAAGACUUCCGCACGAGCGCUCAACAUCGACGGUGAUUUCCUCUAUAUGCCAGGCUCGAUGCUGGUCUCGAUCAAUGACAGAGUUACUAUGAGUACAGAAGUCACUCUGGUGAAGGAGUCCCAAAACGUGGAUCUCGGAAAAUUCAGAGACGUCUUUGACGUUUACAAGCUAGUCAUUCACGGCAAAUAUACGGCCGAACAAGGGACGGCUGAUCUAGACGAGAUCAUGAGGAAGCGCGGAAGACAUUGUCUUCCGCUCCGGAUUUUUGCAUAUGGCAUCGCCGCCAUUGCGGUGGGCCCUUUUGCUUUUGCCGCUCGACCAGUCGAUUUUGGUCCCAGUUUUAUCCUGGGGUGCAUUCUCGGUUGGCUGCAGCUUGUGGUGGUAACCCGGUCGGAACAGUUUUCACACGUGUUCGAAAUACUGGCAUCCGUCCUUAUCUCAUUUGCUUCCCGAGGCCUGGGUUCUAUCUACCAUAAAGGCACUGCCGUGUUCUGUUUCUCGGCUAUUGCACAGAGCAGCAUAGCCCUGAUUCUGCCAGGAUACAUGGUGCUGUGCUCUGCGCUGGAAUUACAAAGUAAAAGCAUUGUUUCAGGGUCUGUUAGGAUGGUAUACGCCAUUAUAUAUUCCUUGUUUCUCGGUUUUGGAAUUCUGAUCGGCACAGUUGUUAUGGGCCUCAUUUAUCCCCAAGCACAGAGUGAUGUGACUUGCAACACCCCCAUUUGGUGGAACGAUUCCAACCAUGGACCCAAACUUCUGUAUGUCAGAUUCAUUUGGGUCCCGAUAUUUGCAAUAUGCCUUGCUAUCAUCAACCAAGCAAAAUGGAAGCAAAUACCGGUCAUGACUCUUAUUGCCUUUGUCGGGUAUCAAGCGAACUUCUGGAUCUCGACCAAACUUUCGAACAACAUCCAGGUGGCCAACGCGAUUGGCGCCUUUGCAAUUGGGACAAUGGCUAAUCUAUACUCUCGUUUUUUCCAUGGCCUGGCGGCUGCCGCCAUGCUACCGGCGAUUUUCGUUCAGGUUCCAAGCGGGCUCGCGGCAAGUGGGAGCCUGGUGGCAGGCAUCACAAGUGCCGAUCAAAUUACCGGGAAUUUGACAGGUGUUAGUGUCAUCAACAACGGCACUGCAGGAUUCCUGGACGCCCAGAACAGUACAAGCAGUGCGAGUGUUUAUAGCGGUACGAUUUUCAAUGUUGGGUAUGGAAUGGUUCAAGUCGCCAUCGGUAUUAGCCACACCGACCGACAUUUGAUCCGGCUCGAGGCAAAGAGGCGCAGCGAGGUCCAGCUUAUCAUCAACGGCUACUACCAGCGCACACUCUUCUUAAAGUUCGGUCAGUCACCCUCCAGUCUUCGCAAACAACCCGGACAAGGCGGCACCGCGGAAGCCGAGAAGAGAGAUCUCAGAGCGGAGCUACUUGCAGCCGAAGCAGCACAUUUUGCAAAGACAAAAGGCACAUCCGCGGAACCCACGAGCAGCACUCCUAAGCCUCUAAAACGAGAACUCGAAGACUCCUCACAUGCCGGUGAUGGUGGUGAGAACGAAGACCCCGAAACCAAACGAAGAAGGAUACUGGAAGAAACCCGAGAAAUCGAUGCGGAUUCAGAUGGAAGCGAUACAGAAAGCAGCGACGAGGAAAGCGAUGAAGAAGAUGAGACGGCAGAAUUGAUGCGCGAACUUCAGAAAAUCAAAAAAGAGAGAGCCGAGCAAAAGGCACGCGAAGAAGCCGAACAGGCUCAACAAGUACAAGACCAGCGAGAACGAGAUAUUGCGCUUGGUAACCCGCUACUCAAUCCGAAGGCCUUCAACGUCAAACGGAGGUGGGACGACGACGUGGUCUUCAAGAAUCAAGCUCGAGGGACAGAACAGAAGGGGAACAAGGAAUUCGUCAAUGACUUGCUAAGGUCGGAUUUUCACAAGAAGUUUAUGUCGAAAUAUGUCCGAUGA
Messenger RNA from Cladophialophora psammophila CBS 110553, 3222 nucleotides. RefSeq lists its product as uncharacterized. The transcript has 6 exons. Gene Ontology annotation, cellular component: spliceosomal complex. Gene Ontology annotation, biological process: mRNA splicing, via spliceosome; transmembrane transport. The record is from RefSeq and is a predicted model, not a curated record. The coding region runs from base 1 to 3222 and encodes 1073 amino acids. NCBI's taxonomy places the organism in Eukaryota, Fungi, Ascomycota, Eurotiomycetes, Chaetothyriales, Herpotrichiellaceae. Gene Ontology annotation, molecular function: transmembrane transporter activity.